Zootoca vivipara (common lizard) is the source of this 4435-nucleotide messenger RNA. RefSeq names its product kelch like family member 30 (gene KLHL30). The record is from RefSeq and is a predicted model, not a curated record. Gene Ontology annotation, molecular function: protein binding. NCBI's taxonomy places the organism in Eukaryota, Metazoa, Chordata, Lepidosauria, Squamata, Lacertidae.
UGCACAAAGCAUCAGUCAGGCUGAGUCACCACAGAACCUCCAUACAAUUCCUUUUGCCUGCCCAUUGCCUCAGUCAGACCCUUAAUUUAUGAUGUGAUGUGGGACAGUAAAAGUAGCUCACUCUUUACUGUAGGGGGAAAUGCUACCCUCUGUGACUGUUGCCCUGGUUUAUUUGUGGACAUUCUUGGGAAAGCAGCAAGGCACUACAUAGGCAACCCACUGCAAGCUCUAGUAUAAGUAGCUCACUGCACUAUAUUUAGCAACCAACAGUGUGACUGGCAGAAAGGUUUACAGAAUGAGAGUGAGUGCUUGAAUCAUUGUCGCUGAAUAAAUACGGGGAUGAGGUACUUUUCUUUACAUUGCUAUCCUUUUGUACAGUUUCUAAUUAAAUAAUAGGACAUGUGUUUAAUCUAUUUCUAGCAGUCCAUGGCUCAUAAGCUACCCCUCCCCUCCUCCUGAAUUUUGCACUUUAUUAGUUCAAAAAGGCACACAUCUAUAGUGCAAUGGUCAGAACCAUCGCAAUUCUCAUGUGCUUUUGCAUUUCUCCUAGCCUGCCAAACGUGUGUGUGUGUGUGUGUGUGUGUGUGUGUGUGUGUGUGUGUGAAUGGCCUCACCCCACACUGUCUCUGGCCUCUCUUACUGGAAUGCAGGCCCUUUCAGGGAUCCAGAGAGGCCCAGAUCACUUCCAGAUUUUGAUGCCUCUAGCAGCAGCAAUGGUGGCGAUGACGACAGCAACACAUGACAACAAACGAAAACAAUAUAAGGCACGAGAAAGAGACUAGGGAAAGUUUGUUUUCCAUUUAAGUCAUCUAAGGGCAUUUCCCACGACAGGAGAGGAGCACCAGCAUGGUGAGGAACAUUGAUGACUUCGAUUUUUGCCUUCCAUCCCACCCCCAGUCUAUUCUGGAAGGACUUCAGACCCUUCGCUCCAAUCCAAAACUCUCCGAUGUCACCUUGGUAGUUGAGGGGCAUGAAUUCCCCUGCCACCGCAGUAUCCUGGCCCUCUGCAGCCACUAUUUCAAUGCCAUGUUUGCUGGUGACUUCUUGGAAAGCAUUUCAGCUCGUGUAGAGAUCAAAGAGGUGGAUCCAGCCAUUAUGGAGACCUUGAUUGACUUUGCUUACACAGGGAAGGUGACCAUCAACCAAGGUAAUGUGGAAGCCUUAAUUCGGACAUCCAACCAACUCCACUUCCCCGUCCUCCGGAAAGUCUGCAGUCGGUACCUGAGGCAGCAGAUGGAUGCAACCAACUGUUUGGGCAUUUGUGAAUUUGGGGAGCUGCAUGGCUGCCCAGAAGUGUCAUCCAAGGCCUGGUCAUUUCUGCAGGAGAAUUUUGAACUUGUGUCUCAACAAGAGGAGUUCCUGCAGCUAUCCAAAGAGAGGCUGGUUAUCUACCUGUCCAACAACUUGCUCCAAGUACAAGAAGAGCAGAGUCUAGUUAAGGCUGUGCUGAAGUGGGUGAAGUAUGAAAAGUCUGCUAGAGCCAUUCACCUUCCAGAACUCCUUGAUCUAGUGCAUCUGGUGUCAUUGCCAGAUCAGUACCUGCAGAACCUCUUGUCAUCAGAACCACUGAUUCAAGAAUCAGAGGCUUGCAAGACCAUCAUCACUAGACAUCGUAGCACGUUGGAGAACAGGCCAUUUGUCCAGCAGAGACUGAAGGCCCUGCCACAAAAGCUUGAGGAGGUGCUAGUGGUGGUGGGAGGCAGAGCUCUGGAAGAGAAUGAAGAAGAUGAACAGCAACCACUAAUCUCCAGGAAUUUUGCCUUUUAUAACACUAAGACUAAAAGAUGGAAUGCUCUGCCUGAUUUUCCGGACUACAAUAAAUGGGGUUUUUCUGUGAUUGCUCUAAAUAAUGAUGUUUAUGUCACAGGUGGCUCCAGAGGAUCACGGAAUGACACAUGGUCAACAACUCAGUCCUGGUGCUUCUGCCUCAAGGAUGGUGCCUGGAAGCCUAUUGCACCAAUGCUGAAGCCACGAACCAACCACGCCAGUGCUGUCCUCAAUGGAGAGAUCUAUGCCAUUGGUGGCACUGCGGUGGACGUCGUGGAGGUGGAGUGUUAUGAUCCUUAUAAUGACAGCUGGUGCUUUGUGAGCCCUGCCUUGAAGUACGUCAGCAACUUCACCAUUGCCGGGUGUCUUGGGAAGUUGUACCUCAUUGGCUCUUGUGCUGUCAAAUACAACGCAUUAACCCUGCAGUGUUACAACCCUGCAAUUGAUGUUUGGAGUGUAAUUGCAUCCCCUUUCAUCCCAAAAUACCUCUCUGCUCCUCGAUGUGCCUCUCUGCAUGGAGCUAUCUACCUUAUUGGCGACAACACAAAGAAAGUCUAUGUGUAUGAUCCAGAUGCUAAUAUAUGGCAGAAGGUGCAACAGCUUCACACCCUCCAUGAAAACGGAGGGAUGGUACCUCUUGGAGGUAAACUCUUUGUCACCGGAGGAUACUGGAAGGGCAUGGACGGUGACUAUCAGGUGGAGAUGGAAAUUUAUGACUGUGCUAAGGAUGUCUGGAGAAGGGAAGGAUCCCUCCCAUGCUUAUGGCUCUACCACAGCUCCUCCUCUAUUUUCAUGGAUACUUCGAGGUGGAGGGAACCUUUCCUAGGAGACCAUUUGUGAACAGAGGAUGGAACAAGGCCUCACAGCACAGGCAGCUCCUGCCACGAAUUCGGAAAAGGAACAGAGUUUUCAAUAUCACAUUUGUACACUUCCUUUUGCCUUUUUUGUUCAGACCGUUUGAAUGGUUCCAUCCCCCCAACCUCCCCACUACAGCUCUUGUUGGGCUGAAUCAACUUGCCCACAUAAUUAGAAUGGAUAACUUUGGUCACAGCGCUAGCAUUAAAGCACCAGUGGAGAACAUGGAAGGAUAACCUGCCUUUAUAAAUGGCAAGGGGUUAAAACAAAACAACCUGCAAUGGGCAUAUCAUCAGAAACAAAAGACUGCAUUAACCUCUAUGGUUAAACAUAGUGCCAGGCUGCCCUGACAGUGUCUACCAACAUAAUGUGUGAAUUAGGAACUUGGCCAAGAGAACUUGGCAAUUUUAAAAACAUUGUUCAGUGUCCAUUCUGAGACCUGUGAGAUUCCAGUGCACAGCACUUGAUGAAUAUUAUGCUCAUUAUGCUAGACUAGAGAACCUGACUUCCCUGAGCAAUGCUAAGUUAAGUGUGCAUAAGUCCAUUGAUGUCAUUGGUUACUUCACUCUAUUGGACUAUGGCCAGAGUCCGAAAGGGGCCAGAAGUAACGUGAGCCAGCUCUAAAUUAAAACUAGAAGUCUCUCAGUGCUAAUUUGAGAUCGUGGUGACAUCAAUGACCCAUUUAUCAGAGGUUUCUCUGGUUUCUCUGGAAUUCUUAUUUUUAUAUCUGUUUUUAUUGCCCUAGGAUUCUUUCUGCACUUCACAAGGCACAUUUUCUGUUCAGUUUAAAUAUCUUGCAUGUGGACUGUAUGAAUUUUACCUGUAAAAUGGAGACUUGCCUCUUCCUGUUGAUUUCUACAGUUCAUCAGUCUGGUCAAGAAAACUGAUAAUAACUUCAUCGUGAAUUAUGUAGUCUUUUCUUUCUACUGUUGGUGCUUGAUUAAGUAACUAUAUUUUCUUUUAGGUAGGUUUUAAAUGCUGGGCAGUCACAGAAGCCCCCUUCCAUGGUCAUUAUAGGAGUGUUUUAUAUGAAUCAUACAUAUGUAGCUGACUAAUGGCCCAUAGAAAUCAACUGAGGGCCUUCUGGUGGUUCCCUCAAUGCAAGAAGUGAGGUUACAGGGAACCAGGCAGAGGGCCUUCUCGAUAGUGGUGCCUGCUCUGUAGAACGCCCUCCUGUCGGAUCUCAAGGAAAUAAACAACUACCUGACUUUCAGAAGACAUCUGAAGGCAGCCCUGUAUAAGGAAGUUUUUAAUGCUUGAUGUUUUACUGUGUUUGAUGUUUUGAUUUGUUGGAAGCCACACAGAUUGGUUUGGCAACCCACCCAGUCAGAUAGGCAGCUUAUAAAAAAAAUUGUUGUUGUUAUUGCUGGUAUGUAACACGAUCCCACCAGAAAAUAGCUGCAGUCUAGAAGUACCUUUAAUUGUACCUAGUUUAGUUGUGCGUUGUGUCUUCCUGGAGAUGUUAUAAUUUUUCUUUAUUCUUAUUUAUGCCUGCCUUCACAGACAAUUAUCAAGGAAAUGGACAGGACUGACAGGCUGCUAAUUAUUAUUGUUAAUAAAAGCAGGAGAGCUUAAAAGCAGGCUUCUUCAAGGGUUUUCUCAGUCUAAACCCAGAACUAGUUGUAUGUUAAAGAUUAGCAGGGCUUUUUUCAGUUGGAACUCACCAGAAUUGCCGUUAUAAGAGAACAAGACAGGUGUUCAUGGUGAGUUCUGGCACCUCUUUUUAUAGAAAAAUAGCACUGCCUAUUAGAUUUACCGAUGACACAAAAUGCAAAGGAGGGGAAUUAGAAUUCAUAAUGCGAGAUGAGCGCGC